AUGGAGGACGAGGAGCCGGGGGAAAGGACUCCAGCUCUCGCGGGUCACAUGCACCAUUCGAGGACUCUCGCCGCACAGGCAAGCGAGAGAGCGCACAGUGCCUCACCAAGACGAGUACCGAUUUUUGAAAGAGCAUCGGCUAGAUGGUGGAAUCCACAAUUCAAAAGCGCUGCUCUAGAGGCACAGUACUGGAAAUGCUCAUUCCCUCAAUUGCGAGAUCGUUUCCGCGCCGGACUUCUCUACAUUUGCUUUGUUUGUAUUGCUUGGCUCAUUUUUCUCACCAUCUUUGGUCAAGCGAAAAUUUUCUAUGCGGUAGUCUCAUUAACGCUCGUCGUCGUCAGUCUUGCCAUUUACAGUUUCACCGUCUUUUCUGCGCAUUAUCAAAGAUUCUACAUGCCAACCUCAUUUUUGUGCACUUUUCUGAUAUGUUUGGUGACGUUGCUCAUUUUCAGCGAAGGAAACGCGAAUUUCAUGUCCCCGGUGGCCACAUUGGCAAUCAGUAUUCAAGUGGUGCUUUUGAUUUACACGGUGAUCCCUUUACCUUUAUAUCUUUGUGUGGCAAUUGGUGUCAUCUAUUCAAUUCUCGUUGAGCUUCUUUGUCGGAAUAGAGUGAAAUUUGGUGAGGCCGAGUUCGUAAAGUUUUUCAUUCAUUGCGGAAUUCACAUGCUCGGUGUACAUCUCUUCAUUCUUACACAAGUUCGUCAGCGCAAAACCUUUCUCAAAGUCGGGCAAUCGCUAAUGGCGCGGAAAGAUCUAAUGCUCGAGAAACAGUUUAAAGAUCACAUGAUUCAAUCUGUCAUGCCGAAAAAGGUGGCUGAUGAGUUGCUGAAAGAUGCGAACGAGUUGCGCCGUCCCUCAGCCUCACUCGACUCCAAUUGCCGUACUUCAAACGCCACCGCUACGCUAAACAACGAAGAUCGAAAUGUGCGCAAGUUCCGUCCAUUCACGAUGAAUCUCAUGACUGAUGUCUCUAUUCUUUUUGCCGAUAUUUGUGGCUUUACAAAGAUGUCAUCAAACAAAUCCGCUGACGAAUUGGUGAAUCUUUUAAACGAUUUGUUCGGUCGUUUCGACAACCUUUGCCGUCUCUGCGGACUUGAAAAGAUCAGCACGCUUGGCGAUUGCUAUUAUUGUGUGGCUGGUUGCCCAGAGCCUUGUGUAGAUCAUGGAAAGCGAUGUGUCGAGAUGGGACUUGAAAUGAUCGUCGCUAUUAGACAAUUCGAUGUCGAUCGCGGUCAAGAAGUGAACAUGCGAGUCGGAAUUCAUACUGGAAAAGUAAUGUGUGGAAUGGUUGGUACAAAGAGAUUCAAAUUCGACGUGUUCUCUAAUGAUGUCACCUUGGCGAAUGAAAUGGAAUCAUCAGGGCAAGCUGGAAGAGUCCAUAUCUCUGAGUCAACAGCAGCUUUUCUCGAUAACAGCUAUAAUCUAGAGGAAGCUCCUGUGUAUGCUGGCCUGAAGACUUACUUCAUCGCUGGACGAAACGAGGCAAACGUUUAUGAUGGAAUCGAGAGAGUUGAGCGAGAGAUUGCUCCAAAUGGACAAAGCAGUAAAAAUGUUGGAAUGAGCUUCAGAAAGGCUUCGAUCCCCGAGCGUUGGUUCAAGACAGGUGCCGGUGUGACUGGACGCUUGAAGAUUGCGAGCAAGUUGAAGACCAUUCACACAAAUUCUCUUCCGAUGAGAGGUGGACAAAGCGGUGGAGGCUCGUUGCGAAUGAAGAUGAUCGAGAAAAAUAAAGGAGCCAGCAAUAGCACUCAACUUUUGCCCAAAGAGCCAAAUUCGAUUUGUGUGAUGGACGAUCAAAAAAAGUCGGCUUCUCUCCAAGCUCUCACUAGCAAUACUAAUGUUGGACCAUAUUCAUCGACAGGCGUUACAACUGGAAGUACACCUGAUGCAAGAGCGUGGAAUGAGCGUAGUGGAGCAAAGAACUCGGGGAAUGGCAGCAGUGCGAACAGCGCGAAGGGAAGUCGAAGUAGCGGUCUUCAGUUAUCUCUCCAAGAUCCAGGCUCAGAUCUUGCCUCUGUGGGCGGCCUCGACACCGCCAUUUCCCAUCACCACAACGCCGCCUCUCUCACCCGAUUUGACACGGAUCAUCGGGAUUUCGAUCAGCGCCUCGUCGCCGUCAUUCAGAUUCAGGGAGAAGAGGCUGAAUUCGCGAAGGGUUUUUGGGUUCAUCAAGACAGUCUCAAUCGAUGGACACUUCGAUUCAACGAAAAGGAAAUCGAGGAAGAGUACCGAGCCCAUUUCGCCGAGUCAACCGAUCGCUUUGGAGGCGCUCAUUCGGCUAUCGCUCAUCACAAGAAUUUGACCGAGUACACUCCAGAAUCAUCACCUUAUCGAUAUUCGGGUGUUUUUAUCGAUAUGAUUACAGCGGGUGGUUUGUGUUUGGUGGCAGCCAUCGCUGUGAUGCUAUCGAUUUCACCGAUCCCAAUCCGAUUCAUUAUUUACACUGCAAUCGCUUUGACAAUCGUGAUGACUGCGAUCGGCAUGAUUGGAGUUCCACUUCUGACCCGGAAAUCAUUCCUCCCUUGUGUCAACCUUUGGCUUCCAAGGCACAUUAUUGGGCUUAUUCUCAUCGGUUUACCAGUGGGCGUCGCUGUGUGCAUUGUGCCACUUUGUGACUUCAAUAACUGUCCAUCAGAAGAUCUCUUGUCAACGAGGAUAACAUUCUCGUAUGUGAUGAUUCUUGCCCUCUUCGCUCAUUGUAACUUCUCACAACUUGGUGCUUGGCCAAAAACAUUAUUAUGUGUUGUUGUCGGAAUUGGUCACGUUGGAGCGUUAAUCUGGUGCCAAAAGCAUCUUGAUCUAUUAAAAGUACAGGAAAUCAAUUGCACCACAUCGAACAGCAGCCUUUUCACCAGUGAUUUCAAAUCGCCACUUUUCUUGUGGGAGAUCGUUCUCGAUGUGCUCUUGGCUAUCAUCCUUGUCGCUUUUCUUAACUAUCAAUUUGAAGCCGCUUUUCGAAUGUCUUUCUUCGGCGAUGUGCAAGCGAGAAGAGACACCGAAAAAAUGCAGAUAGUGCGAGAUCAAGCCGAUUGGCUGCUGAAUAACGUGAUCCCGCCGCAUGCUGUCGAGACACUCAAAACUGACACCAAAUACAGUGAAAAUCACGAGCAAACGGCCGUCCUCUUUGCAUCGAUCACGAAUUGGAGCGAGAUGUAUGAGGAGAAUUUCGAAGGAGGACGCGAAUUUCUUCGAGUGCUUAAUGAGGUGAUCGGAGAUUUUGACGAAUUGCUGGAUCGAGCCGAGUUUUGUCACAUUGAGAAAAUCAAAACGAUCGGCUCAACGUACAUGGCGGCGAGUGGGCUGAAUCCCGAGAAACGGCGACACGCAGCUCAUCCAAAAGAGCAUCUAUAUCAAAUGAUCGAAUUUGCCUUAUCACUUCAACACCAGUUGAGCGUUUUCAACGAGGAUUUACUCAAUUUUGACUUUGUUUGCAAGCUGGGUUUGAACAUUGGCCCGGUGACGGCCGGCGUUAUCGGAACCACCAAAUUGUAUUAUGACAUUUGGGGUGACACGGUGAAUAUAUCGUCGAGAAUGUACAGCACCGGUGUGCAGAAUCGAUUACAGGUGUCAAAAUUGACUCGAGAUUUGCUCUCGGAUCGUUACGAGUUCGAGUUUCGCGGAAAUGUCGAGGUGAAAGGAGUCGAUGGAGGAAUGGAAACAUUCUUGUUGGUUGGACGAAGAGCCGAAGCGAUUCCCCCAGUUGUUCGCUCGGCUGACGAGUUGGACUCU
Mesorhabditis belari is the source of this 3729-nucleotide messenger RNA. The record is from the annotation of a GenBank genome assembly. Lineage: Eukaryota; Metazoa; Nematoda; Chromadorea; Rhabditida; Rhabditidae.